Phaeodactylum tricornutum CCAP 1055/1 is the source of this 1308-nucleotide messenger RNA. RefSeq lists its product with no specific name. Gene Ontology annotation, molecular function: sulfotransferase activity. NCBI's taxonomy places the organism in Eukaryota, Bacillariophyta, Bacillariophyceae, Surirellales, Neidiaceae. The record is from RefSeq and is a predicted model, not a curated record. The coding region runs from base 1 to 1308 and encodes 435 amino acids. The transcript has a single exon.
AUGGGUCAAAAAAGUAAUGCUUUAAGCUUACGAGUGGCUUGGGCCGUCAUAUUGGCGCUCUCGUGUUCUUCGGCAUUCUUUGGCUACUAUAACAACGUUCCUUGUCCGCAGGUGUUCCCUCCGGAUUGGCAAGUCACCGAAAAGCAUCGCUUCAGCAAGGCUGUCACCACGACAGAUGCAGCAAAGGAUCUUGAUGCACGUUUGAAACGAGCGUUUGAUGCCAGUGUAUUGCGAAAACAUCGUGCUGCCACCCUAGAACGGGCCAGCGUGGCUCCAUACAAAAACAUGGAUUUACAGUUAUACCACAAACCACAUCCAGUUCUUAAUCCGCUGGAUCCAAAGUUGCGACCUAAGCCAGAAUGGGGUAACACCACCUUUCCUGACAUCAGCGUCGUGGGCUUUCCAAAGGCCGGAACCACUCAGCUGUACAAUAUUCUCGUUUCACACAGUGAGGCAGAAGCCUUCAACAAGCGCGACAAGGAAUUCUGUUUUGCGGGGAAUGAAUCAUCCUUGUCCCGGAAUAACAACUGGGAAGACUUCGUUCCAGGAUCACGACCGACCACCAUGCAAAUCGAACUCCAGGAAGCCUUGCAUACAGCCUUACAGAAGCACCGAAACCUUAGAACAUCUUCUCAAAAAAAAACUGUAAACGGAUGCUUAAGCCAGCGUAUCGUCUCGGUCGUUUACGACUACUUCAAUCAACCAUCGAAUAAAAAGUUUAUCAUUGCAUUGAGAGACCCUGCGGAUUGGUUGUGGGCCGUUUACAAUUUCUGGGCUCUCCCGGAUAUAGAUACCGUUGUUCCCCGCCCAGAUUGGGCUGCACCAGAGCAACACUAUCGGUCGCCCGAAAUGUUCCACGAUCUUGUAGCCUCCAGUCAUGAGAUGCUUUUUUUUGAAAAAAUGUUGGGAUCAAGGGGGAAGCAUGCUAUGGAUUACGUUUGGCAGUUCGAAGCAAUGGCGGGACGGGAAAAUAUUCUCUACAUUCGCAACGAAGAUCUUCUACCAGGGGUUGUCGCGCGGCCGGGAGGAGUCCUCGACCAGCUGGCUGCUUUUACGGGCCUAGAUCGUAAAGGUUUUGACUCGCAGACGUUCGGCGAGAUAUCCAACUGCAACGACCAGAAAGGGUUUGUGAAAAAAUGUGGAACAGCCAAGAGUAACGCGUACGAAAUCACUGGAGGAAGAUCCAUGCUUCCAGAAACGCGCACUCUGAUAUAUUUACUCUAUUACGAAGAAUGCAAACUGUGGUCGCAAAGAUACGAUGUUGUCUACGAGGACUGUUUGAAUGUGUUGGAGGCAACUAAAUCUUAG